Molecule: messenger RNA, 1100 nt
Organism: Hevea brasiliensis (rubber tree)
Lineage: Eukaryota; Viridiplantae; Streptophyta; Magnoliopsida; Malpighiales; Euphorbiaceae
Product: 60S ribosomal protein L13-1
Exons: 5
Coding region: 146-769 (207 amino acids)
Biological process (GO): translation
Cellular component (GO): ribosome; cytosolic large ribosomal subunit
Molecular function (GO): RNA binding; structural constituent of ribosome
Source: RefSeq, a predicted model, not a curated record
AAGACCCAAUAAUCUAGGGUUUUGGUUUUGUAAUAUUCCAUUAAAUCUCUGUACAAAGCGACUCCGAGAGCUCUAUUCUACAUUCCAAGCCGCUUGAAGCUGAACGAGGAAGAGGGAUUCCCUGCAUUGACUUUUCAGGUGAGUCAUGGUGAAGCAUAACAAUGUUGUGCCUAAUGGGCACUUUAAAAAACACUGGCAAAAUUAUGUCAAGACAUGGUUUAACCAACCUGCUCGAAAAACAAGGAGACGAAUUGCUCGCCAAAAGAAAGCUGUCAAGAUCUUUCCUCGGCCCACAGCAGGAUCUCUCCGACCAAUUGUCCAUGGACAGACUUUAAAGUAUAAUAUGAAAUUGAGGGCUGGUAGAGGGUUUUCUCUUGAAGAGCUCAAGGCUGCUGGUAUUCCAAAGAAGCUUGCCCCUACAAUUGGAAUAGCUGUUGAUCAUCGUAGAAAGAACCGUUCUCUGGAGGGCUUACAAGCCAAUGUUCAAAGGCUGAAGACUUACAAGGCCAAGUUGGUUGUCUUCCCAAGACUUGCCCGCAAGUUCAAGGCUGGUGAUUCUGCUCCUGAGGAGUUGGCAACCGCAACCCAAGUACAAGGACCGCUCAUGCCUAUUGUACGUGAGAAGCCAUCUGUGGAGCUUGUCAAGGUCACUGAGGAGAUGAAAUCAUUCAAGGCAUAUGACAAGCUGCGACUUGAGCAGAUGAACAAGCGCCAUGCUGGUGCCCGAAUGAAGAAGGCUGCAGAAGCUGAGAAAGAAGAAAAGAAGUAGGAAUUUUGAUAAAUUCAAUCAGCAUUUCAAAGUCUUGAUGUUGGACUACAUUUUGCAAUUUCUGCUUUAUUUUGUUUACUGGAAUUGUCUCGAGCCAUCAGUAUUAACCUUUACAAUGUUGGUUGAAUAUUUGUUAUGGUUGGUUUUUUCACCAAUUUUGUUUCUGAAUCCUUUAUUGAAUCGUGUACUAAGCCUGUUUUGUUAUUCAAGUGGGAUUCAGCCAUGUGAUUAAUUAAAAAAAAUUAUAGUAAAAGCAGUGGCUUGCAUAUUCUUGUACUUUAAUUUCAUGAUGAUUAGAAUAACAUGAACAAUGACCUGCCUAUUCUCACAA